Molecule: messenger RNA, 6328 nt
Organism: Paramuricea clavata
Lineage: Eukaryota; Metazoa; Cnidaria; Anthozoa; Malacalcyonacea; Plexauridae
Source: the annotation of a GenBank genome assembly
GAAAACCAUUCGGUAUUCCUUUAAUCAACUCUCAAUUGUUCUCGUUUGACCGGUUCAUGAGAGUUGAGAAAACUGUCACUCUCACUUUCCAACUCUUAGUAACUCUCAGUCUCGUUUGACCAAGGCUUUUAACGAUAGAAAUAACUGUUUAAUCUGUAUGACUCAUUGCUUUCCCACCUGGCUUGACUACAAUAUAAACCAUUUGCGAUUUUCUUUGUGUAGAUCUUCUCGUCAUCAUGUCGUUACGAACAGUUCAUCUAAACAGUCUCAAUGCGAAUAUUACUUGUUCAUUAUGUGGUGGAUACUUUGUCGAGGCUACAACUAUUAUGGAAUGUCUUCAUUCUUGUAAGUGAUGAUCGAUGAUGUUUUUCAUUGUAACUGUCCAGAGUUUCGAAAUUACAAAGAUACGAGCUUGUUUGAAGUCUUAGACCAAACUCAUGUUAUUUUAUACCCGCUCAGAUCGCAGCAUUGUCAGCCUUUUCUUCCAGCAGUUCUAAAGAUGGGGGCGGGGCGGGGGGUCAGCAAGAAAACAAACGCAUUGAAAAAGCACGAAACGCGUUUCCACAUUAUAUUACAAUCACACGGCACUGCUUCAUUGGACGUCUUCUCUAUACUCUACAGAGCCCUUUUAUGAUUAAAAGCUAUGAAAUAUUGCGGAUGAGAAAUUCAUGGUACCAAGUUUUGAUUAUGCCAUUAAACUGUUACUUUUCUCAUUUUCUGUACACUAUAGUUUGCAAGAGCUGUAUCGUAAAAUAUCUGGAAACAUCGUAUAAUUGCCCUGUUUGUCAAACUGAAAUUCAUAAAACGAGACCACUUCUACACGUCAGGUAAAUGUACAGCAUAAGAGUAAACCAGAUGCUCUUCUUUGCUACGAGUCUUCGCUGCUGCACAUCUUGGUAUUACCAUUUGCAUUCAACCUUGACGAUUUUAACGGCGCGUUGUUUACGUUUCAAAUGUGAAUGUUUGCUGACUGCUGGCAAAAUGUGCACGGUUGACCGCGGUAAAGCUACAACGUUUAAAAACUUAGAUUUUUCGAUUAGUUUUUAUCCUUAUAAACAACAAAACAAUAGACACUCCAAAAAUAGUUAACAUUUUAAUCAUUUCAGUCAUCAUCACUGAGACAGGAAUUCCUGAUGACUGAAAUCUAGUCGAAAUGUUGAUUAAAAUGUUAACUAUUUUCGGAGUGUCUAUUGUUUUGUUCUUUUUAAAAUUACUCAAUGGCAACUGUGAUUUUAUCCUUAUGUACGUCAUAUAUCUUUUAUUCUAUCUUGAUCAAAAAUCGUCAAGGUUGAACGCAAAUGGUGAUACAUUCAACUUCUCAGCCUCAGGGCAACGCAGGCAGCGGAGAAGUUGGAUGUAUUACUUGGUACCAUGAAUUUCUUGGAACGAGAAUGAUCUUGGUAUUAUCCCUUAUAAUUUUAAUCUGGGAGGCUGGUGCUAUCGGUUGGGGGUCACAGAGAUGGUAAAACUACUAAAAGGAACGACUUCUGUUAUCCAUCGUUGAACAAGUGAAAGGUGGGUUGGAGAACCUCCACUUCGAAGACAAAUUUGACUAUUUCUGCAAUUUUGUGUUCACCAACUCAUUUGCUUAUACACCAAUUCGUACUACAUGUUCUAUCCAACAAAUCGUGCACUUCGACGUGAUUGGUCAAUGACUCUGGUAAGGUUCACCAUGUGGUUAUAAGGCUGGGUUGUAUACCAGUUACAAUCAAAUGAAGUUAUGCAUUCUGUAUAUUUGCAGACCUGAUCCUGUUCUUCAAGAUCUAGUGUAUAAACUGGUCCCAUCUUUAUACGAUGGUAAGGAAAUUUUUUGUUCGUAGUUGAAACCAAGGAGGUUUAUUAGCGAGCACAAUUUAUACGAUCCUAAUUUACUAAUCCAUGCAUGCACCAAUUUCUGCAAUGAUUAUAGCUCUAACCAAUACCUUGCUAACGUGAGAUAGGUUUUACUUUAUCAUGAACGUAACUAGAAUGUUGUAAAAUUUAUUUUAAAUUGAUACAGAAUACCAUAAAGCAAAGCAAGAAUUCAAAAAGCGUAUGUCACAAGAGGAAACAGGUAUACGUUGAUAUUUGAAAAUCUUUUCUGCGGCAUAUACAGUAGAUCCUCGGUAUGGAUAGUUCUUAUUAACAUAUACUGCAUGGGGGAGGGGGGGGAUGAAGGUUCAUGAAUAGUGCUUUUCAACCAAUUUUUAUCCACCGGAUAUCACCUCUGGACAAAAAAAAACUGGUUUCCCGUUUCGUUCCGGUUAAAAUUGUACAAAUACUGUUUUGUCUACAAUGACAGACUACAAGUAUCGCGGGAGCUGAAAUACAAAUUGUUUUAAAAAAUAUUUUCGUUGUUUUUUGGCCAUUUUUGUUUUGUUGUUGUAUGUGCGGAAACAAUUAUUCACCUCAAAGCUUUGGUGAAUAUCCUUGCAUGCACUAUUCACCUAGACCACUUCGUAUCUGUUCAGUCUCAUCUCAAUUCAAGUUUUCUUGAUAUUAAAAGAGUGCUCAAUACUUUAUAGCAGAGCUAAAGUUAUUUAUUUAUGAGAUAAAGUACAAAACAAACGUUGUUACUCAGAGUUUCAUGCCUGAGUUUACAGAUAAUCUUCGGAAAACUAAAGUUCUACAUAUACAGCCAAUUCAAAAAAGGUUGUCCUUUGCAAACCUUAAACUCUAAACCUUAAACUCUACGCGCGCAAAGCACAAUGGGAGCACAAAUUUCAAGCUUAGUAGUGGAAUAUUGCAGCUAUUUGUGAAUGGAUUGUUCUUGUAAGAAGAUAUUUACCAUAUCUCUAAGAAAUGGGCCCCAUAUAUGAUUUCUAAAAUGAUUAAAUGUUGCUCCCAUUAAGCUUUGCAACCCUGUGCAACCCUGCAAGUUAAUUUUAUAUGUUGUAAAAAAUAAUAUAAAUCUCAAGUUUAAAGCUUGUUUACAGCACAAGAUGAAACAUCUGAACAACAUGGUGAUAGUAAAGUUCCUCAUGUUCCAGAUCCGAUUUAUGUCACCUUGGAACAACGACAGUAAGUUGAGUUACUAAUGCAUAAGCAGAUUAUCCAAUCAGAUUCGCCCAUUCACAUUAUGCGCGGGAAUUUAAAACGAAAACAUAACCAUAGUGAAGUAAGGAUCUAAAUCUAUUCUAGUAUCAUUUAAUAUUUAUUUGUCUGGCUUUUUAGGAGAGAUAAAAACAAGAAUGAACAAAUAAAGGUUAGAACAAACGAAAUUAUACAAAAGCUUUAAAAUUUCCUUCAUUGUUGGAUCGUUUAGGAAUGUUCAAUAUGCUAUUUGCAUUUAUUAUAUAGUAGAGAGUGAGAUACUGAAAAAUACACAGUGAGAUAUUUUCCAUAUCUUCACUAGUGAAGAUAUCAAUCACGUGACUUUUUCCAAUUUGGUUUUGAGCGUGAAAUUUCACAAUUUUUUGCUUGGGACUAUAUAAUAAACAGAACAUUACACGGUGGCUUGAAGAUAUGACUUUUAUCUUCUCGUGUUAAAAACAAUAUUUUACUCACUCGCUGCGCUCGUUCGUAAAAUAUUGUUUUCACCACUCGAUGAUAAAAGUCAUAUCUUCGCGCCGCCGUGUAAUAUCCUCUAUUUAUUUUCAGAUAUUUCCAAUUCGAUAUCUACGUUGUCCUUCCUCUAUGCCAGUGAGGAUAUUGAAAAAGUUUUUAACGAUGAAAUUUUUCGUCAAAGAUUCCCAAGAGGUAAGAGUUUUUGCACGAAGUGAACAAAAUAUAUUCGGGAACUUAUAGCCUGUCAUCGCCACCAUGUUGGAUGAAUUAGACGAUCCUUUUAACUUGAACCCCUGCCAAUUUGCAACCUCGUUCCCAGGCUCUUUGCUCCUGGGAAGCAAGAGCAAAGAGCCUGGGAACGAGGUUGGCCAAUUUGUUGGACACCACCUACAGUUUUGGGAUUUGGAAGCUUACAGCACUAAAAAGCAAAAACAUAUAAAAAAUAACUUCAACGUUGGAACUUACGAUAUUGCUCAUAUUACUUCGUCUUUAUUCGAAUUUGAUGCACCUCUUACUCUAUUUAAAUUGAUACUCUAUUUUAUUGAAUUCUCAAAUUGAAUAGGCAAUUCCAUCUUUUAGUUUAUGCGUGCAGGGGAUGAUGGGAAGUAAGGUAUCAUAUUACUAAUUAUGCUGAAAAAUUUCAAUAAAAACUGCCGAAACAACAGAAAUAUUUCAAUAUUUAUAAGUAUAAGCUAUCACUCCGUGUUCACACGGCCACCAUUUUUAUUUUUUUCAGCAUAAUCAGCAAUAUGAUACCUUACUUCCCAUCAUCCCCUGCACGCAUAAACUAAAAGCUGGAAUUGCCUAUUACUGUUUGUGUAGAAAGAUAUUGAAAGGAGCCCGACAGGCAUGCAUAUUCAAAAUCUUGAUCCGGAAAAUUGAGACUCGGAAAUGCCAUUUCCUGCUCUACCCCACAGUUGAGUAUUAUACAUACAGGGUAAUUGUGUCUUAGGUUGAAAUUUCGCGGAGUGAUGAAGUACUUUUUGACUAUCUAACAUUAAAAGAGGUGGCUAGGAUAUAUGGCAGAUAUGGAAAGGUGCGUGACAUUACUUGCUACUUACUUAUACUUACAAAAAGAGACAACCUAUAAUACCGUUAUUAAAUUGCAUACUUCACAUUUCUGCAACAAGUAAUAUGUAAUUAUUAAAUCGUGACUAAAUUCCCUUUAGCUCGCUCCUUUGGAUCUAUAUUUUGAUGUUAUUCCGAAGGAUAAAGUGCAAGAUUUGCCACAGAAAACUUUAACUUACGAUUGGAUGGGGAUUCCUGCUCAGGUUAUCCCUACCUCUUUCAACGAAAAACAACAUAACUUGGAUGUAAUACCUCAAACUGACAUUGAGAACGAGACUGUGCCUGAGAAUACAAUGGAUGUUGAUCCAUUUAAUAUCUGCACUACUGUGAUUGAUACGAGCUUAUGAGCAUGGGAUCUUUUUGGAAAACGAAGAUCAGACAAUUAACCCGGAUUAUCGUCGCAAAAACGGUUGUAGCACCCACGCCUCGAAACAUUCCCAUUCAACCCAACAAACGCCAGGUUGAAACCAGUUGCUUCGACUAGCACAAGCUAUCCAAGUCAGCUUGUCUAUUAAUGGAAAAUUGCCUUGGUUUCGGAAUCAUUCGGUAGUACGAUGACCAACAGUUGAGUGUUGAAAAUUUAAGGGCCAGAAAAUUAAACUUGACCACUCUAUUUUAUUCGAAUUCAUUUCCACUAUUGCUAGCACAAAGUUUUGUGUCAUCAGUCUAAAAACUGGUUUGAUAGCACGUUAAAUGAGUAACAAUUACAAUUUUACCACAUGGAACUAGGUAAAAACGUAAGGCUUACAUAAGCCAGCGAUUUAGGGUAUAUAUACUAUUCAUAUUAAGUUGUAGAAUUUGUUUACAUAAUAGAUAUGUAUCUUGCCAUUUUAUUUUUAAAACAUAAUCAUGACAAAGAAUUAAUUGUGUGGAAAUUACAUAACAUCUGUAUAUCUUUUGGUUAAAUCAUUUACAAGGAGUUGGCCACACAGGUGAAUUCUACAGUAGCGAUGCCUACUAACACCAAGGAGAACGUUUCAUUUCUCACUAUCAAACACCGGAUCUCUAGAGUCGACAAAUUGAUUAAUUAUAAGAGAAUUCGACUCGAUUUUAAGAUAGCUCCCAACAAUUUUUAAAAAUAUGAAAAAUCAUAAAUCAGAUCAAAGAUUUUGAAGAAACUGUAUACUUGCCACCAUAUAAGGCAAAAUCUAAGUCUAAGAAUUGGAACUUGGUCACAAAAUUGACGUCACCACUGUUGUUAUGGCAACAAUGGCGAUUCAACAUUGCCAAUAUUUUUGCUUUUAACGCAUUCAAACGCCUGGUUACGUACCCCCAAUUUUUAUUUCAUAAAACAUCCUCCUGUGGUACAGUAAACUCUGGCCAAGUUUAAAAAGUUCUAUUUCGAAAAACUAUGUUUAUUAUUUAUUAAAAAAUCUACAGUACAUAACUCGGUCAGAUAAUCAAUUGUAUUCCACAGAAAAACUUUUAUGAAAUAAAGAGCGGGGAUAACCAGGCGUUCUUUCAAGCAAAAUACGUUAAAAAAAAACAAAAAUCGUUUUGGUUAUCUCUCAAAAUUGCUUUGUUAUAGCUUUAUUUUCCAGUUUAUACUGUUAGCUACGUCAUUAAAUGCAUUUGACGCUCUAAAUUUGAUUCAUGCAUAUUUGCACAUUUCUUCUGUUAAAUGAAUGUCGACCACGUCCCACCAAGGACUCAAUUCUAUCCAUACAAUACCAUACCUCAUAAUUUAUCUUAAAUAGAUCAUCGAGUUCAAUUUACAUUUGAGAAGCUUUUUCCAAGCUUUUACACGCAUCUUUCAACUUUCCCACAAGAUCCU